CCCGGAACAUCUCUGGGCAACAUGGCGGCGCCCAGCGGCAAGAGAGAACGGGCAGGGAUUCCGCGGCCAGCCGCGUGAAUAGGUGGUUGUCCAACAGGCAAAGGCAUGAGCUGGGCCCAAGCCAUCCUGCUGGCCCGGGGCCUCUCUCGGGGCUGGGGGGGCAUCUGCAGCACUGCCCUCACAGGAGCCCCCUUCUCUCAGGUACCGCCCCAGGCCCCACGGGGCCUCCACUGCAGUGCAGCCGCCCACAGCCCUGACUCGUCGCUGGUCCCACGCCCACCCGAGCCCCCCAGGCGGCCAGUUAAGGCCCUGGCAGUCCACGAGGAGCUGUUCAGGCCCGCGCUGGAUGGGGCACGAGACAAGGCGAACUUCGUGCGGGCGGUGCAGAACUUUGCCGAGUACAACGUGCACAAGCGCGGCCACGUGGACUUCAUCUACCUGGCCCUGCGCAAGAUGCGCGAGUACGGCGUCGAGCGGGACCUGUCUGUCUACAACCUGCUCCUUGACGUCUUCCCCAAGGAGGUCUUCCGGCCUCGCAACAUCUUCCACAGCAUCUUCCUCCACUACCCACGGCAGCAGGAGUGCGGGAUUGCCGUCCUGGAGCAGAUGGAGAACCAUGGGGUGAUGCCCAACAAGGAGACGGAGUUCCUGCUCUUGCAGAUAUUCGGCCGCAAAAGCUACCCCAUGCUCAAGCUGGUGCGCAUGAAGCUGUGGUUCACCCGCUUCAAGAAUAUCAACCCUUUUCCCGUGCCCUGGGACCUGCCCCAGGACCCCGUGGACCUGGCCAGUUUGGCCCUACGGCACAUGGAGCCUGACCUCAGUGCCAGGGUCACCACCUACCAGAUGCCUUUGCCAAAAGACUCCCCCGACGCAAUGGAUCCUACAGAGACCCACAUCGUAGGGAUCCAGAGUCCUGAGCAGCAGAGUGCCCUGGCCCGCCAUGACCCAGCCCGCCCAGUCUUCGUUGAGGGCCCCUUCUCCCUGUGGCUUCGAGACAAAUGUGUCUAUUACCACAUCCUCAGAGCUGACUUGCUGCCUCCCGAGGAGCGGGAAGUGGAGGAGAUUCCAGAGGAGUGGAACCUCUACUACCCGAUGCAGCUAGACCUGGCCUACGGGAGGAGCAGCUGGGAUGACUACGAGUUUAACAUUGAUGAAGUGGAGGAAGGGCCUGUCUUUGCCAUAUGUGUGGCGGGUGCCCAUGACCAGGCCACGCUGGCCAAGUGGAUCCAGGGCCUUCAGGAGACCAACCCAGCCCUGGCCCGGAUCCCGGUGGUCUUCCGCUUGUCAGGGUCCUCCGGGGAGCUCCUGGCAUCCUCAGACCUGGAGGAGCCGCCCCCACCCCCACCUGAAGGCCAGGAAGAAGACGACACUCAGCAGCGACAACAGCAGGGCCAGAGCUGACCCUGGGCGGUCAUGAGAGCAUAGUCCGCGGACUGGUGUGGAGGCAUGAGAUCACCUAUGCGUGUAGAGCAAAUAAAAGUCUUCCUGCUUGGGGCUGCCUUGCCUUCUC
Molecule: messenger RNA, 1510 nt
Organism: Budorcas taxicolor (takin)
Lineage: Eukaryota; Metazoa; Chordata; Mammalia; Artiodactyla; Bovidae
Gene: ECSIT
Product: ECSIT signaling integrator
Exons: 8
Coding region: 106-1401 (431 amino acids)
Cellular component (GO): mitochondrion
Source: RefSeq, a predicted model, not a curated record